Taeniopygia guttata (zebra finch) is the source of this 4718-nucleotide messenger RNA. Lineage: Eukaryota; Metazoa; Chordata; Aves; Passeriformes; Estrildidae. The record is from RefSeq and is a predicted model, not a curated record.
ACAGCAGAGGCCCCGCAGCUCCUCAGUGACCACUUACAGGAGUUGUGCUGGCUCCUGCUUGCGCUGGCUGGGCAGGGGGUUUAGCUUCUUUGCUGGUGUUUAGCUUCGUUCUUCGGUCAGAGCAGUGAGAAACUGCCUGGAGGGACAGAACUGACUGGGAACUCUUCUGAGGAGCUCUGUUGGACAGAGUGACAUCCCUGUCUGUGUGUGGAGUGGCUGUGGGCUGCCGUGCUGAGCCCUCGCCGUGCUGUGCCCUCGCCGUGCGGAGCCCUCGCCUCGCCGUGCGGAGCCCUCGCCGUGCUGAGCCCUCGCCCUCGCCGUGCGGAGCCCUCGCCUCGCCGUGCGGAGCCCUCGCCGUGCUGACCCCUCGCCGUGCUGACCCCGAGGUGAUGCUGGCCCCUGCCCCGCCGUCCUGGCGCACUGAGGCGUGACCACGGCACCACGGCGGGGCCGGCCAGGCCCACGCGCUGCAGGGUGGUCAUCUACCUCCAGAAGGACAUGUCGGGGGACACGUGCCUGGGCAGCGCCCUGUGCCCGGCCGCGGGCCACAAGCCCAAGGCCGGCGGGCUGAAGGGCGGCAGCCUGGGGAACAAGUACGUGCGGCUCAACGUCGGCGGCUCCCUGUACUACACCACGGUGCAGGUGCUCACCAGGCACGACACCAUGCUCAAGGCCAUGUUCAGCGGCAGGAUGGAGGUGCUCACCGACAAGGAAGGCUGGAUCCUUAUAGACCGUUGUGGGAAGCACUUCGGAACAAUUUUAAAUUAUCUCAGAGAUGACACAAUUGCACUUCCAAAACACAGGCAGGAGAUCAAAGCGUUGAUGGCAGAAGCCAAAUACUAUCUCAUCCAGGGCUUGGUGGACAUGUGCCAAGCAGCCCUGCAGGACAAGAAAGACUUGUAUGAACCUGUCUGCAGCAUCCCUAUUAUCACCUCACCGAAAGAAGAGGAGAGACUGAUAGAGUCAUCAAUGAAACCUGUUGUUAAACUGCUACAUAAUAGAAGCAACAAUAAAUACUCCUACACCAGUAACUCUGAUGACAACUUGCUGAAGAACAUCGAGCUGUUUGACAAGCUGUCCCUGCGGUUCAACGGGCGGGUGCUGUUCAUCAAGGACGUGAUCGGGGACGAGAUCUGCUGCUGGUCCUUCUACGGGCAGGGCCGCAAGCUGGCUGAGGUCUGCUGCACCUCCAUCGUCUACGCCACGGAGAAGAAGCAAACCAAGGUUGAGUUCCCUGAGGCACGAAUUUAUGAGGAAACACUAAACGUCCUGCUGUACGAGACGCCCCGAGUCCCGGAUAACUCGCUGCUGGAGGCCACGAGCCGCAGCCGGAGCCAGGCCUCGCACAGCGAGGACGACGAGGGCUUCGAGCUGCGCGACCGCGUGCGCCGCAUCCACGUCAAGAGAUACAGCACCUACGACGACCGCCAGCUCGGCCAUUAGCUGUGCUGCGUCCUGCAGGGCUGCUGCGGCUCGUGGCUCGUCCUUGGGCAGGAGCGGGGCAUCCCCUGGACACCGAUUUCAUGGGGCGCCUCGGCCCCCGGGCAUUGUGUGCACAGAGCAGCACUAAAGGCCGAGGGUUGGAGAACUGAGGUGUGAGCUGCGCACCUGGUGCUUUCCCUGCAGGCUGGCCCCUCUUCCUGCUGGGGAGGGGAUGUGGGACGCUGGUUCUCAGUUUGUGGUUGCUCUUUCCUAUCUAACAAUUUGCCAGUUUCCCCCUUGCCGUGAGCAGCGCUGCUCCUCCUGAGUGAGGUGGGGUGGUUUGAAAAGCUCUUUCCAGACAGCUCCUCUUUCAGGGCCUUGUAUAGUGGAACUUGCAGUUAUUAAAUCAAGAUACUGAAGAGAGAACUUGAAUGUGGCUGCUCUUGGCAGACCUUACACGGGAUAACCCCCAGGAGAACAUUUGGCUGGCCAGUCAGCUGCACCUGUGCUCUCCCACCCCUGUCCCCAGAACACCUGCAAAGGUUUGUGUUCCAGGAUAGUGUCUUUAAAACUCAUUGAUUCCAAGGCAAGCUCUUCCAAAGUGGUAAGAAUCAAGUCAUCAGCCUCUCCAUGUGAAAAAUUGAAAUCUCUGAAAAUGUAAAUGUGCAGGUACUGACUUGUCUGGGGAGAGGGGGAAAUGGGUAUGGAGAGGGAAGAAACCUGAAGUAAGCAAACUUGAGCAGGUUGUGGCACUGUUGCCCUGGUUGAGGUUUGUCACUGUGUAAUCCUGUUUAUACAAAGAAGGGCAAUCUGGGGAAUUUGUUUUACGUUAUUCUCUUCCUGUGGCCUAAAAGUGCUAUUUAAUGUUAAAUUUCUCAAGCAGCGGGGGAAAAAUUGCUGGAGUGGCUGGAGAAGUACAGGCUAAACAGUGUUUUCUAAGGCUAGAACAUGUGAAUUCAAGUUCUGUGUCCUGAAUCCCUUCUAGAGUGUAGAAGCUGAAGAAGUAAAACAGCCAUGAAAAUAUUGUUCUAGCAUGGAACUGUGAGAGGCUUUAGGCACAGGAGAGAGGUGGCUUAUACUGGAUUUUAAGCUGAAAUAAUCACUUUUAUUAUGAAUGCUUGGCUUGGUGCUGAUUGUACAGGGCACUUCAGGAGGUGGGAGUAAAAUUGGAAAUUUGAAAAUUUAGAAAUUUCUGGAAAUUUUCUGGAAACGGUUUCAAGUUUAGUAUGAAAAACCAUUGUCAUAUUUUUAAACUUUUGCUUGUAUGUUUUAGCUGUCAGUAGCAGUUUUGCCACUGUCUUGGUUAUUCCUGCUGGCUGCCCACUGGGAGCCGGGAUAUUUUGGAUAUAUUCCACAGCUGCCUUUGUGUUCCCAUAUCAUCCUCAGUCAUGAAGCUCCAGAUUCCACAGUGGUCAGUCCUGAACUGCUUUGACCAGUGCCAAAUCUACCUGUAAGAUUUAAAGAAAAUUACUGCAAAAGCCUGGCAAGAAAAUAAUCCAAACUUAAUGCAGGGAGUUCAUAAGGAAAAUUGAGAUGUAGAUGGUUUGGGAGUAAUAGAAACAGAGGAGGGAACAAAAAAUUAUUUGCACCCAUUCAGGUUUUUGAAAAUUAAAAUGUUGUGGGUUAGUAAGAAAACACUAACAGACUUCUAGGAUUUUCUUGCCUCUUUAAUUCUGCUAGAGUGUGAUGUGGUUUUUUAAAACUCUUUCCCUGCACUGAUGCUAUUUAAUUAGAAGGCACCAGCAGAGGCUGCAGUGAUGGGGUCUUUGUGCUGCAUUUAACAGCUUCAAGUUAUUAUCUUGUGCUUUUUCUGUCUUGUAACAAAGGCUGAUGCCAUUUAAAAAACACAUGGCACUUCUGUUUCUUGGCAAAUUAUUUAUGUUUUUUCUUCUUGUUACUAUCGUAGUGAUUGUUAACAGAGUAAGUGAUGCUGAUGGCCUUGCAAAACUGUGUUUAAAUGAAGUUAUAAGCAGAAAAAUGUCAUAUUUGCUUUUAUUUUUUGUGGGGAGGACAGGUGUGGGAAGGAGUGUGUGAAAGAGUCAGAUCUGUCUACUGCUCCAGAGGCUUUUUGUACUCGCAGGAUUCAUUAACAAAAUGGAUCCAACUUGUGAGUUAGUACACUGUAAGAAGCAGAGAAAAGCCUGUGUUUUGGUUUACCUUUCCUUUCCCUAUUUCCCACAGCCAACAAGUAGUAUUAAUUUCUGAUUUUGAUUUAGAUUAAUUAACCUGGGAAGCAAACAGUUUUGAGAACCAUCUGGGUUGUGAGAAUCUUUUACCAAGGGCAAAGGAUCUUCUUGGUGUUUGUGGAAUGUAUCAGUAAGAACUGUCAGCAGUUAUGCACGUUUAAAAGAUGUGCAGAUAUCCUUUUAAUUUCCCUGGAGUUUUUCCUGAGUCCUGUUUGCCUGGAGCUGCUCCAGCACAGGGUGCCACUUAAUCUCCCUUGCCCCAAAGUCAUGCCCUGGUCCAGUCUCUGUCCCACCAGGUUCUGAUCAUUUCAAGUACUGGAGUUGAGAUGUAUCACAUGCUUUGUAUUCUCACCUUAAUCAGUCUUUACAUCAUUGAAAACUAUUAAUUAUUGUGACAGAAAUGUUCUAGACAUUCUGGAACAUGAGUUUACAGCCAGUGUAGUGCAGAAGCAGCAACAGUGAGGAGGAUGAUGCUUGCUGUGGGCUUGGUUUGAUUUUGUUCUUCUCAAGGUUUUUCAUUUUCAGACAGAGUUCUCUCCAGGCAGUACUGAGAUAUACCUGAGCAAGGUGGGUCUGCCCAGCAGCCCCUGCCUUCCACAGUGAGGUUGUUCUGAGACAAACCGUGGCGUUCGGUGCCCACAGCCGCCCUCCCCGUGCCGUGGGACAGCUCAGGUGUGCCUGGAGCCCUGUUCCAGCUCUGUCCUCCCUCAGGGACAGACGGCAGGCUCUGUUUUCUGGAUCUGUGUCCCUUCUCCUCAGCCAGUGGAACGGUAGUGAGACCCUCCCCUACCUCACAGGGUGGCUGACACUUAAUUUGUUUAUUGAGAGUAAAGCAUUCUUUUGGAUUUCUAUGAUAUUUUAUAGCCAGAGGAUAACAAAUAUGAUUGCUAAUCUUGUUUAAACUGACAUUCUGGGAUCAAGUUAUUUUCUUAGAGAUUCAGUCUUUGUUUUAUUUUCAUGUCUAACUUUUAAGGGUCAGUUUUACAGACAAAGUACCUAGUUAAUUCAGUAAUUAAUCAAUUAUCUGCUGAUUAAAGUGUUUCACGAGUGCAUUAAAAGGAAAAAUAGAACACUAAUUUUUAAUAAAGUGUUAUAUUUUGUCUUCUGUGA